GGGAUACUUUUUUGUUGAUGUUAUUUUGAUCCAACCGGGUCAUUCGAAUUUGGUUGAGUGAGCAAAAUUCGUUCGAAUUUCGAAUAUCAGUGAAAAACAUUCGAAAUAAUGACAUUGUUUCAUUUACGGGAAUUUUGGUCAACAAAUCUUGGUGAUGAUGAAGAAUUUGAUAAAUUAUCAAUUUGUGUGGCGAAUAUUGAUAAUGAACCGGAUGGAUUUGACAAAAUAAUCGUCGGAAGUUUCAACGGUAUUGUUCGUAUAUUCAAAAUAAUAUUGAAUAAUAAUAAUAAUGAUCAGAUUAAAACGAAUGAACAAAAUCUAUUUCAAAUAUCUGAUCAAUUAUUGGAAGUUGAUUUCAAAAAUCCAAUAUUACAAAUUGCAUCUGGAUAUCUGUUGAAUUCGGCAAAUGUACAGUUGGCUAUAUUACAUCCGAAUAAAUUAUGUGUUUAUUCAAUUUCGUCAACAUCUGGCGUAACAGAUCAUGGAACAUCAUACAACAUUCUACUUAUCUAUGAAUUGGAAUUUAGCCAUAAAGCCGUCAAUAUGUUGAUUGGACCAUUAGGACAAACAACUAAAGGCAAAGAUAUUAUCUGUAUACAAAAUAUAGAAUCUACAUUUGAAUUUUAUGAAAAUGAAACAUUUUCAUUUGGUUAUAAUUGGAAUCAUCGUCAAACCAACAACAACAAUGGAUUGUUGAAGAAAUUUCCAAUAGAUUUUACCUAUAUUCCUAAUCGUGAUUUUAUUAUUAUUGUUGAUGAUUUAUAUACAAUUCAAUGUUAUCAAUAUCGUGAAUUGGCUAUGAAUUCUACAACAGCAAACAAUUCAUUCAAUAAUAAUAAUGAUGGACAAGGAAAAAUUUCCGUUCCAGAAUGGUCAUAUGAAUUUGGUGAACCAAUCAUUGAUUUGCAAACAGUACAAUUAGAUCGAUGGUAUAUCGGGAUAUUGGGUGAAAAAAAUCUUUGUGUUCUUCGUGAUAAUGGAACAUUAUUUUUUGUGAAAAAAUUUGAUUCAAAUCCAAGUUGUUUUUGUAUAUUUGGUAAUGAUAAAAAAGAUUCGAUAAUCAUAUUGAUUGGAACACAUAUGAACAAUAUGUUAUUGUAUCAGAAUGAUAUACUAAGAUGGGCAACAAAAAUUCCAUUCAUACCGAUUGCUAUUCGCCGGGCGAACCUCAACGAUAUUACCGGCAGUAUUGUUUUGCUAUCCGAUCAAGGACAAUUAACUUUUGGAUAUUUGGGAACGAAUCCAUCUCUGCGUAUAAUAGCAUUACCAUUAUUACAAACUAAUACCGGUAAUAAUGAAAAAAUUGAAGAAGAAUUAAUGGAAUUGAAAAAAAUGAUUAAUUUUGAACAUAUGAAUAGUAAUCAAAAUCAAAAUCAAAUUGAAAAUGAACGUGAAAAUCGAUUGACCGAUGGCCCGAUCGAUAUUAAUCUAAUUGAAUGUCAAAAAAAUCAACAAUCCGAGCGAUUAAUGAUAAUGAUUAUUGAAUUGAUACCAUCGAAAACCAUCCAUAAUAUAAAAUUAUUGUUACAUCAAAAUGAUUUCUACAUUAUUGAACCGGAAGAAAUUUUAAUCGAUAAAUUGGAUCAACGACAACAAUUUCAAUUGCGAAUUCAAUUCAAACAUGAAAAUCUUUUAUCAUUAUCAACCAAAAUUAAAUAUUCAAUAAUGUAUACAAUGGAUAAUGUUUCAAGAAUUAUAACGAAAAAUUUAUUUAUUCCAUUUGAAUGUUUAGUAAAAUUAAUAUCAUCAUCAUCAACAUCAGCAUCAACAACAACGAUGAAUGGUGGUCGAAAAUAUUCGAUAAAAAUUAUGUUUACAAAAUCAUUAUCAUCAACAACGGAUAGUAAAUCUACACAGUUAUUAUCAAAUCUUUUCGGUGAUCUUUUUCAAACAAAUCAUUCAAAUAAUUUUUCAUUUUGUUUUGAAAAUUAUGAACAAAUUCAUUCGACAAUCAAAAUACAAUGGUCAGAAUCGAAUGUAACAAUUAUUGUUGAAAGUAAUGAUCUUGGUGGUCUUUAUAUAACGUUGCAACAAUUAUUUUGGCGUAUUUUGACGAAUAAAUCACCAGAAACCAAAAAAAUUGAAUCAAUUCAAAUGAAUUUCAAUCUAAUCGAUCAACUGCAAUUGGCCAUUAGUAAUCGUAUAAACAGGAAAAAUCAAAUGAAAAAAAUUAAAGAUGAAAUUUCAAAAUUUUCACAACAUUAUCGUGUACUACAAAAACGUAUAUUAGUCAAAUCAAAAGAUAAAACACCAGCUUCAUUGGAUAAUUUUUCUAAAUUAUUAACAUUGAUACAGAAAAAAAUAACCAAAAACAUUGAUAAUAUUAUUCAUUUGGAAAAAUUAAUCAACAUUUGUAAUUAUCAUGUUUGGACAAUACUAAAUAUUUGGCGAUUAAUAUUAGAACAAGGACGAAAAUCAAAUUCAACCGAUUCACUGGAAAAAUUUUCCAAAUUAAUACAAAUUUAUCAAUUAUCAAAUUUUAAUAAUGAUUGGGAAGAAUUAUUUCUGCAAAGUAUAUUGGAAAUAUUUCAAAUGAACAAAGAUUUAGUUAAAAUGAUACAGAUGAUUGAACCAAAACAACAACAACAACAGCAACAAAAACAAAAACAACAACAAAAUGAACAGAAAAUUUUACUAAAUAGAAUGAGCCGCUUCAAUCAAAUAUUGAAAGAAAAGAAGAAGAAUUAUUGA
Messenger RNA from Dermatophagoides pteronyssinus (European house dust mite), 2691 nucleotides. RefSeq names its product Bardet-Biedl syndrome 9 (gene BBS9). Gene Ontology annotation, cellular component: membrane; BBSome. NCBI's taxonomy places the organism in Eukaryota, Metazoa, Arthropoda, Arachnida, Sarcoptiformes, Pyroglyphidae. Gene Ontology annotation, biological process: cilium assembly. The record is from RefSeq and is a predicted model, not a curated record.